GCGCCUUGCGGCCCAGCCUGACGGCGAGCGUGACAACGCGUGGAUUUCCAAGUGUUCGUUAUCGUUAGGAAAUAAAGGAUUUAUAUCAGCGAGACGACGUUGUGUCGCGUAGCCACAUCGACGACGGACAACAACGAGGAUAGACAGAGAAAGAGCGAGAGUGGUGACAAAACUUGUGAGAUUAGAUCCAGGAGAAGAUCAUCAAUAUCGGAAUGCAGGCGGAAUUGUUGUACCGAAAACCGGCGAUGGCAAGCCAGGCCGGUUUUCAUCACGCCGGGAACGAGCGGGAAAAAAACAGCGGCAGAGAUUCGCGCGAGACGAUACACUCGGGUCACUUUAUGAUCUCGGACUUUGAGGCCGAGGCCCAGGACGACGAGGACGAGCUUGCCGUGCCGGUGCCAGACCAGGUGGAGGCGCAGACCAGCAGAUUUGCGAUUAUCGCCCCGUCCGGUUUCCCGCACGACAGAUUUGCGAGCACGAGCAUCGAGACGUCCUUGAACAAACUUUUUCAAUGCAUGUCUCUUGCCUACAGACAGAAGCUGACAUCGCCUAAAUGGAAUCGCUUCAAAGGAAUCAGACUGAGAUGGAAAGACAAGAUCAGACUAAACAACGUGAUUUGGAGAUGUUGGCACAUGCAAUUUAUAUUGAAGCAAAACACACUGGUAUGCCAGUUUGCAUCACCGCUUGAUGUUGAUACUCACAAUAAGCCUGAGGCGGUGGUCUUAGAGGGAAAAUACUGGAAACGAAAGCUCGCGGCUGUUACAGCAGAAUACAAGAAAUGGCGUAUGUUCUAUCGGAACAGAAUCCAUGGCAGCAAAGAUGGCACAGAAAUGAUGGAGUCAAUGGACAUGCUAGAUUGGAGCAAUGGGAGCGGAACUAUCGGCAACUUCGGAACGGGUACGGGAAAUACAUAUGGUGGUACCACUGGAACUCCUUCUGGAGAGAGUAUGAUGGUCGACGAAGAUUAUAUGGAACUAAUGACAGAUACUCUUUUCUCGACCAUUAGCUCGAAUCAACCAAUAUAUUUUCCGGAUCCUAGAGAAAUUGCUCGAGGUGCGAGUUUAGCAGACUUUAUCCAACCCAGUCUGGGACCAUUGCAACCGAAUCUGGACGAUUUUAUGGAUACUCUAGAGCCAUUGCAAGAAUUCCUAAACUCGAAAUUAGCUCCUGUGCCCGAGGAGGAUGAUAUAUUUCGGAAUAGUAGUCUAAACGCUAAUUAUUCUGAUCUGGAUCUGAUGACACCGAUUAAUCAGAUGAACGAAAUAGGCGAGGCUCCCGUGACGAUCAAGAACGAACACACGCCGCAACAGCAGCAGCACCACCAAUUGCCUCGGGAAGAACAAGAGACUACCAUGCAGAAUCUCCAAUACACCGCCAAAAUAUAUACUCAGCCGCAAUCCGGAGCACCGAGCGUGUUUAGAAAUACCAUAGCUAUGAGUGAGAAUUACAAUGCCAUCCAGUCGCCAAACUUUGAGGUGUCCGCUGCGACAAAUCAAUCCCCGCAAAAAACCAGAGGUAAUAGAGGAUCAUCGAGAAGUAGCCGUGUGAUACAACAAUCUCCGCAGCAGCAGCAACGAAUACAGCAGAGUACGUAUCAAGCGAGCACGCAACAACCACCUUCAGGAUUCCAAUCGCAGCAACCGCAAUCUUACGCGAUGGAAAUUCAGACGGUGCAGUUGGCACCGAUGCAAAGUAAUCAAUCGCAACCGGUGCAAAUCACAACACUAAGCGAUCAGACGACGGUUAACGCCAAUCAGAUAUCGUCAAUUGCCGCUGCCGCCGCUGCUGUACAAAAUCUAGUGACGGUGCAGCAGAAUUUUUCACAGGCUAACACUACGCCACUGCAGACCCAGCAUCCGGCUAUGAGGUCGUUACCGACCACUACGCCGAUGUCCAGCAAACCUUACAAGAUAGUUCAGCCGCAGCAACAAUGCUACAAAUUUCCGAACCUCGUGCAAAAUCUUAAUGCUCAAUCGUGUAAAUUUGACGCUAAUAAUUUCAAGACACAUCCUACGCAACAAGUGGUAUCGGUUCCUUCACCGGAUCAAUCGUCACAGUCGCAAAUAUUACUGCAGUGCAGAUCUCCUGGAUUAGAUCUCGCUGCGUCUGCUAUGCACUCGACUAAAUUACUACCUCAACCGACAACGUCUAACAUGGAAAAAGAAGAGAUCUUUGCCGUACCUAAGCAGUACCAAAUAAAAGGAAGAAAUAGAUCACGAAGCAGCUCCUCGUUAGGAGCAUCUAGGAUACACCCACCGCCGCUAGUGACUGCAGUGAGCGAUCCAGCUUUGAAUCUAAAUAAUAAUGUUUUGCUUACUCACUUGCUGACAAAUAAAAUAACGCAAGUGACAACGGCGCAGCACAUCACGACACCAGUGACUGUUCAAACGAUGCAGACUGCUAGUGUACAACAGGCACCACCACCACCACCACAACAACAACAACAGGCGAUGCAACCGUCUACAACCCAACAGAUUCUCUUAAAUGCAAACAGUCAGACGCAUCAUUCCCAAAGUAGUCCCGGGUCGCCGAAGGAUAGCAGUAGCUCUAAUGCGCACAGUCCCCAAGCUUUAAGUCUCAGUCCUCUUCAUAGUCCCAUGAGUAUAGGUAGUCCCUUAUCGCCCACUCGCGGAUAUAUUAAAGGUGAAUCGGAAAGAGGACAAUAUAAAGAGCAGCGGCGAGUCGGCCACAUUCACGCGGAACAGAAGCGUAGAUAUAAUAUCAAAAACGGCUUCGAUAUGUUGCAUAGUCUGAUACCGCAACUUAGUCAAAAUUCUAGCGCGAAGCUAAGCAAAGCCGCGAUGCUGCAGAAAGGAGCGGAUUACAUUCGGCAGUUGAGAGCAGAAAGGCAUCAAUUGAAGGAGGAGAUGGAUAGUCUGAAACAACAGAUUGAGUGCCUUAAUACGUCAAUUAGUAAUUGUCAAUCCAUGCUUCCUGCAACGGGUGCUCCAGUUUCUAGACAAAGAACUAGCAAAAUGAAAGAGAUGUUUGAUGAGUAUGUACGCACACGCACACGAGAAAACUGGAAAUUCUGGAUUUUUAGUAUAUUGUUGGAACCGUUGAUGUCAUCCUUCAAUGCUUCAGUCUCGACUGCGAGUAUUGAGGAUUUAUAUAGAAGUACAAUACUAUGGGUAGAGCAACACUGCUCACUUGUCGAUCUCAGACCAGCUGUUCUGAACUCUCUAAGGUAUCUGUGUACUGCCACUGAUAUUCUGACGGAUCCAGCUCGUCUACCUGAGGAAUCGCUCGCGGCAGUUAAUCGGACAGAACGUCGACGGUCUACACAGUGACCAAUAAGCAAAUUCGUUGUGACGUGUUUAUACGAAAGAAAAGUUAAAGAUUUAAAUAUGUAUGAACACACAAGGGAUGAUAGUUACCGUAUAAACUGAAGUCUAUGAGAGAGAAAGAAGAAGAAUGUGUGGUUAUCAUAAAUGGUGACGAUAACCAUAGACGAAAAAGCAAGAAUUUAAGUGCAAUUCCUCUUUUUAUUGCAACCUCACGUUGAAAUUAAAAAAAAAAAAUAAAAAAAAAAAACAAAUCUAUGGCAAAAGUUAUAUAUAUACAUAUAUAUAUGAUGCGUUUUAUAUAUUAUACAUUUAAAUUAUAUACAUGUACUGAAGAGAUAAUUACAGUACAUCGAUGGUGACACAAAAUUCGCAUACAAAUUAUUUCCUACGAAGCAGAAAAAACGUAUACUUUUUUACGUUUAUUUCACGCAAUCGUACACACUGUCUUAAAAGAAAAAAAAACUGCAUCACACGUAAGAAAAAAUAUUCUAAUAUAAAUAAAUGUCCUUACACACACACACAACAAACAGGGUGGACCAUGUAAAGUGUCACAAUUUUCCCGGAAUCUAUUAUGGCGAAGAAAUUCUUUUUGAGUGUUUUAAGAUUCAUCGGGAUUUUUUAUGUGAUAUAUAUGAGGUUGCGCGGGUGUGCCGAAUUUCCAGCCUCCUAAUUUUUUUUAAUGGAAUGACUUGUGAAAUUUUGCCGAUCAUAGACGUGUUUCAACCAUGCAAAAUGUAAGUGAGUGAUUAAAAGUUAUUUGUUUUUA
This is a messenger RNA of Pseudomyrmex gracilis, 4053 nucleotides long. RefSeq names its product carbohydrate-responsive element-binding protein (gene Mondo). Gene Ontology annotation, biological process: regulation of transcription by RNA polymerase II. The coding region runs from base 213 to 3290 and encodes 1025 amino acids. NCBI's taxonomy places the organism in Eukaryota, Metazoa, Arthropoda, Insecta, Hymenoptera, Formicidae. Gene Ontology annotation, cellular component: nucleus. Gene Ontology annotation, molecular function: protein dimerization activity; RNA polymerase II cis-regulatory region sequence-specific DNA binding; DNA-binding transcription factor activity, RNA polymerase II-specific. The transcript is spliced from 16 exons. The record is from RefSeq and is a predicted model, not a curated record.